CUCGGCAUUGCUUUGGGCUUCCUGGUGCCUCCAGUUCUGGUUCCAAAUGUGGAGGAUGUGGAGAAGCUGGCCUACCACAUCAGCAUCAUGUUCUUCAUGACUGCAGGCACGGCAACAGCCCUAUUCAUCCUGGUUGUCAUAGUCUUCAAGGAGAAGCCCCCGUACCCUCCAAGCCGAGCUCAGGCCAUGAUCCAGUCGAGACCAACAGAGGAGUACUCCUAUGUGCAGUCCAUCCUCCGUCUGCUCCGCAACACCAACUUUUUGCUCCUUAUGGUCACUUACGGUCUGAAUACAGGUUGCUUCUACGGCCUGUCCACUCUGAAUCACUACCCAGGGGAGGAGGUGAAUGCUGGCAGGAUUGGACUCACCAUAAUCCUGUCAGGGAUGGUUGGGGCUCUGAUCUCCGGCAUCUGGUUGGACAGAACCAAAACAUACAAACAGACAACACUGAUUGUCUAUAUCAUGUCUCUGGUGGGAAUGAUAGUCUACACCUUCACUCUGAGCCUAGGCCACCUCUGGGUGGUGUUUGUGACUGCAGGCAUACUGGGGUUUUUCAUGGCAGGAUACCUUCCUCUGGGCUUUGAGUUUGCUGCAGAGUUGACAUACCCAGAAUCAGAAGGAACAUCAUCUGGGCUCCUUAAUGUCUCAUCACAGAUUUUUGGUAUUGCCUUCACCAUCGGCCAAGGGCAAAUCAUGGAUUGCUUUGGGACGAAGGCAGGAAACCUCCUCCUUUGUUCCUUCCUGUUCCUGGGGACCUUUAUGACAGCAUUCAUUAAGGCUGAUCUCCGAAGACAGCAGGCCAAUUUGGAUAACGAACAGACAAGACUCCAAGGCAGCAAUCAGAUCACGGAUUAUGGGACUGUAGCUUGUAACCCUAACCCCAUCAAUUCCUAUUCCUGCUCACUAGCUCAUACAGAAAGGUAG
Molecule: messenger RNA, 924 nt
Organism: Merops nubicus (carmine bee-eater)
Lineage: Eukaryota; Metazoa; Chordata; Aves; Coraciiformes; Meropidae
Gene: FLVCR2
Product: feline leukemia virus subgroup C cellular receptor family, member 2
Exons: 9
Biological process (GO): transmembrane transport; heme export
Cellular component (GO): membrane
Molecular function (GO): heme transmembrane transporter activity; heme binding
Source: RefSeq, a predicted model, not a curated record